Messenger RNA from Platichthys flesus (European flounder), 8478 nucleotides. Its product is annotated as putative adhesion G protein-coupled receptor E4P. The transcript has 18 exons. Gene Ontology annotation, biological process: adenylate cyclase-activating G protein-coupled receptor signaling pathway; cell surface receptor signaling pathway. The record is from RefSeq and is a predicted model, not a curated record. Bases 3920 to 6109 code for a protein of 729 amino acids. Gene Ontology annotation, cellular component: membrane. Lineage: Eukaryota; Metazoa; Chordata; Actinopteri; Pleuronectiformes; Pleuronectidae. Gene Ontology annotation, molecular function: calcium ion binding; G protein-coupled receptor activity.
GCCAACUCAGAUACUCUGCAGUGUUGCAGCAGUGGUUUUUUGUUUAUUCAACCGAUUCUGCAGGACAUAUACGUAAAUGCAGACUGAUCAUGAUAUGGAACACAUGGCAUUCUGUGCUGUGUCGGCUGUAGAGCAUAUUACACUUUGCUUUUAAUCUGAUCGCACACUGUUUUUGAAAAUGGUGUUUAACUGUUACAUUUUUGUCAUGCACAGACUGAAGAAGUUAUCAGUCUGUGAACAUGGGGGUUGACUGCUGAUAUUCUCUUGGUCAAAUAGGAAGAAAAAUAGGCUGCAUGACACAGAAGAACUAUUUGUAUAGCCUUCUCCCUGAUAUGGAUGAAAAAAGAACACAACCUUAAUAUAUCUACAGACAGGAAAAUCUGUGCUAAUCCCAGUCAUGAGGACGUGACCACUCAGGCUGUCCUUAAAACAAUGUGAGGGAAGAGAAGGGAAAAUAUAAACUUCUUUUAAUAUUCUUGAAGCUAAUCUCACUAUUCUUCUCUUGUAAAAAUACUGAAUACUUCCAAUUUCAAGCUAAGAUAAAAAAAAAUGCCUCACUUUGUGACAGUUUUAUACUUUAAUUUACUUCAACUUUGAAAACUGACUAGAGAUUUCAAUUGAACAUAAGUUUUACAAGCUUUCUUGGAACUUUUGUGAAAUGCUGGUAAACACACAUACACACACACACACACACAUGGACAUGCACGUUCAGACACACACACACGUAGAGGUACAGCAUGUGUGAGUUUGACACUUGUCAUCGAGCUUCCAUUUGCACUUUGAGCAUCUAUAUUUUUCCGCUUCAGCUAUUUCCGUUCUCGGCAGUAAAGUUGUGGCCAGAGACUCUGCUGUCUGACCUCAGAUACAGCACAAUCACUGAGAAAACAAAUGUUUGUCUUGUCAAUUUGUUAAUUUAGUUUCUCUGAUUGUAUUUGUUUCGCAGACUUUAAAAUAGCACAUUAAAACAGUGCCAGCUUCAUGCCGCUGCAAAGAGGCUUCUGCAGCUGCUGCCUGUUGCGAGGCGUUGUCAAAACAAACCACAUAAUAGGCAUCAGUAAUCGUACAUUUCUACUACCCUGAUUUUGACAUUAUGUCACUGGUGAUUGUGGCUUCAGAAUGAAACUGCUUGAGGUUCGGGGAAAAAAACAACAACAUCUGUCUAAAAAUACGCGGUAUAAAAGCAUAAGACAGAGGGAGACGUGCAGACUGAUCGAAAGCCAAAGACGCAGCUGAUCUGGUACAGCAUGUACAGUACAUCACUUUAUCUCCUCUUUUUGUUCAACCAAACGUUAUACAAUAUAAGUUUUAACUAAUAAAAAGUAUAUUGGAAAGAAUUCUAAUCACAGAACAACAUUUUCCCCCAAAAAACACGAAAAUGUGAUCAAAUGAAAUAAGCUGUUUCCUUUGCAAUUAUCUUCUCUGUGACUAUUAGCGUGCCACCAUCAAUAAUCAUGAAAUAUGAGAACAUGCUUUAUAUGCCCAUAAUAGGCAAUGAAACAAGAAAAAGCAAGAAUUAAUUAAUGGAGCAAUGGACACAGAUGGUAAUCGAAUAGGUGGGUGAAAAGUGUCGAAAGGAGAUUUACUAAAAUGAACAAGGCAAAUGAGAGAGAGAGAGAGAGAGAGAGAGAGAGAGAGAGAGAGAGAGAGAGAGAGAGAUGAAAUAAAGGGUGUGAGGGGUGGGGAAGAGGAAGUGGCAUCAGAGCACAGCUUGAGAGAAAGGUUUGAAAGCCUUUCACUUUUCAAACUAAACAACAGUCAACCCUCGUCCAGGAACACAGUGGAAAAUACUAGUUGACCAGAGCUUGUCUGUCCCUGAGCCUGUUUCCUUAUGGAAAGAUCCUGUUUGUGUGAGUGUGUGUGCCUGCGACUCUGGGCACUAACAUCUGUAACAUCUGUCAGUAUUAUAAAGCUUUAUUCCACAGCAUUAUAUCAAAGGACUGAAACUUUCCACCGUAUAGUCAUGUGAUGUAACAGCGGAGCAACGGUGACGCACAGCGUGCCAUGACGAUGAAUUACUUUAUCCUACACUGUCACUGACAGUUGGUCUGUAGUUGACAACAGCUGAUUAAUAUUUCCUUUCCCAGUUACCCCUCACUUACCGAUCAGGGGAGAGUUUCAGUUUGCUUCAGUUUUAUUUGGCAAAAUCUUUUGUAUUGUUCUGUUUUUACAAGAUCUCUCUUGUAUUAAUGUCUCAUGAUAUAAUGUUUGAAAAGUCGACAAACAUUAAAAAAAUAUUUGAUUCUGCAGAAACAUUCAGUACAAUAUAAAUAUGUGUUGAUCAUGAUGUAAAUGUGUCUUUACUUUACAGGUUAAAAAUCUAUUUUAACUUGACUAAAUAAUCAUAAUUUCAUCCAGAAUGUCCUCAUCAUUCCCAUCUGUAGUUUCCAUCCACCAGUGGUGGGACGUCACAAGGUACAAUUACUUCAUUACUGUACGUAAGUACAGUUUUCAACUAUCUGCAAUUCUGGGUAACUUUUAAUUUUACUCUGUUGCAUUAAUCAGCAAAUAUCUGAACUUCUUACUCCACUACAUUUCUAGAUCUCACUGAUCCAAUGAAAGCAAAGUGUGCCUGCAUCAUCACUGGUGAAGAAACACCUGAAAUGUACUCAGAAGAGGCUGAGACUGAGUAGACCGUUUUAUAAAGGGAUAGGAUAGACUCAGCAAGUACCCAUUAAAUUUAAAUUGAAAGUAAAUUUAAAAGAAAUUACUUGCUUACAUUUAUUCAGGUAGAAAAGUUGAUGUGGUACUUUCAUUUUAACUUUGAUACAUUUGAUAUAUAUAUAUAUAUAUAAUGACCUAUUCUGAAGUCCCACGAGGUUGUCCUGUCCUUUACCUGGCAUGUUAGUACCAAAACCGGUUGAUCAAGACCCCCCCCCCCCCUUUCAAAAUGUUCUUGUGGACGUUUCAGGUGUAUUUCGAGGACAAAGCACGAGCGUGGGAGACAGAGUCGGGAAGACAUGCAGCAAAGACACGUCCCAGGCAGAAGGUCAAGUGGUGCUUUGCAGCUUCCUCAUAACUUGUAAGUCUUGUAUAAAUUAACAUUCCUACUACAUCCUCUACUGAAGGAUCACAUUUUUUCCCACGUCAUUCCCCUUUUUGGGUCAUGUCUGCCGGUCACAGUGGACAGACGUUCAUUAAAUGUGUGUGGGGAUAAAUGUUCAGUGGCUGUCAGCAUCAGAGAAUAAACACACACACACACACACGCACACGCACACGCACACGCACACGCACACGCACACACACACACACAUACACACACACAUCAAGUGGUUCAGUAAAGUUACAGAUGGUUCUAGCAACCUGACACUCAAUGAGAGGCAGACAUUAACAAACAAAAAGAGCUCGAUGGAUAACAAGGCUGUCCUUGUUAUAGAGUAUAUUGGUUUUGAUUCAUUGUGGACAGCCUAACCAAAACCUUUUCCCCUACCUUAACCAAGACCAAUUCAUGCUAACCCAUAUGUUGGUCCCCAUGAAGUCAACUGGUCCUGACAAGGUCACUGUCACACACACACACACACACACACACACACGCACGCACACACACACACUCACACCAGCGUCUUGUUAACAAGCCGGGUCUGCUUUCAUUUAGCUUUUUGUUUAUUGCAGACGAUGAAGGGACGUGAACUUUAAUUCUCUCAUCCUCUUCCUGCCUCCGAGCGAUUUGUGAUUGCUCUGUCUCCAUGCGUCUGCCCAUUCGUCUCAGUGUGUCUGGCCCUCUGCUCUGUCUGCAAGAAGAUGAUGAAAAACUGCAACAGAGUCAAGUCGGUGCUUAGGAAAACCCCAACAGAGAGACAACGAGAGACUGAGGGGAGGAGAAGAGGUCGUAUCAGCUUGAGUUUCUCUCACCGCGCAUGAGAUGACAUCGGCCUGUGGUGGAAAGUGCUGAUGCUGUGUGCAGCGGAUACAGCAGGGCUUGAUGUGUAUGCUGGGGAACUGUUUCUCUAAAUGUCCGAAGGGUCUCAUCAGCACCGAAGGGCGUGAAUGUGUUGAUUUUGACGAGUGUAACGAUGACCCAGAACAAUGUGGAAAAGGUGCAAUGUGCUACAACACCAUUGGCAGUUACUACUGUGUGUGCUUAUCUGGCUUCAAGAACUUAGCUGGGACCGUCAACUUCACAGCGACGACUGGACAGUGCCGAGAUAUCAACGAGUGUACCGAUCAAGUGGGAAUCUGCGGCCAUGCAGGUAACUGUUCUAACCGGAUAGGGUCCUACAUCUGCACCUGCCAAUCUGGUUACGUCAGCCCCAACGGCACGGAAAAGUGCAGAGACAUAAAUACAUGUGAGGAAGCUGAAAUUAAAGGAGACAACAUCUGCGGAGAGAAAGGCACGUGCAAGAAAGAUGAAUGGAGUUACUGGUGCAGGUGUGAGAUGGGAUACACCAACUACGGCAACAAAAGGACGCCGUGUUCAGAGCUUAAAUGUGAUGGCUUCAGUGCUGAGAAUGGACCUACACAGUCGCCCCGAGGCUUGGCAAAUAUUUUGUCCAUGAUGAGAAACAGCUGUUUGGCUCUGUCCAAUCCAAGUGCUGCCGGGGAAGAGAAGGUUGACGGAGAGGCGCUACUGGAGAAACUUUUCACAGCCACCGAGGCCAUCCUGUCGCCCGGUCGUCCAGACAGCGCUGAGGAUGUGAGUUUGUUGCUGGGCACAGUGGAGAACUCCAUCAUGUUCAUCGGUCCUCAGCUAAAAAAAAACUACACCAAGAUAGAAACCACAGAGACAGACGCAGAGAUUGCUGUUCAAAGGGGAAGCACACGACCCACUGGAGCGAUCCAUUUGACCAAUGAGAACGCAACACUCGACACCGACUGGGAAACAGCAUCUGGGACGGGAACAUACCCUGGCUUUGCUAUGGCUGCACUGCUGACCUAUAAGAACCUGAAGAUCUCAGGGAACCGUUCUUUUGAGGAGCUCAAAGGACCUAAAAAGGAUGGCGUGGAUCCGUCCUUCCAGAUCUCCUCAAGAGUCGUGUCUGUCGUGGUCUCUAAUCCAUCCACUCAGAAUCUGAGCCGCUCUGUCCACAUCACACUCAGACAUUUAAAGGACAAAGAGGAGUCCCCUGCGAUGAGGUACAUCUGUGCUUACUGGACUGAGAGACAGGCCUGGUCCACAGAUGGCUGCUAUCAACAUCACUCCAACGCCACACACACUGUGUGUAAAUGUGAACAUCUGAGUAGCUUUGCUGUGCUCAUGGCCCUGUACCCCAUUGAGGAACCGUUUGGGCUCCUGUUGGUGAACAACAUGGCGCUGAUCAUCUCCAUCGUGUGUCUGUUGCUGAGCAUCGUGACGUUCAUGUUCUGCCGCUCCAUCCAAGGGACCCGCACCACCAUCCACCUGCACCUCUGCAUCUGCCUCUUCCUGGCCGACCUCAUCUUCCUGGCUGGCAUUUCACAAACUGAGCCUGUGGACGGCUGCAGGUUUGUUGCAGCGAUGCUCCAUUACCUCUUCUUGGGAGUCUUCACCUGGAUGCUGCUGGAAGGCGUGCAGCUCUACCGAAUGGUGGUCCUGGUGUUCAAUGCCACCAUCCGACCCCUGUACCUAUUCCUCGCCGGUUACGGGAUACCCCUGGUUAUCGUCAUCAUAUCUGCCAUCAUCAGACCAAAAGGAUACGGCACUGACAAAUUCUGCUGGCUGUCUCUAGAGCACGGCCUCAUAUGGAGUUUCCUCGGCCCUGUGUGCUUCAUCAUCGUCAUCAAUGUCUUCUUCUUCAUCAUCACUGUUUGGAAGCUCGCUCAUAAGUUCACCAGCCUCAACCCAGAGCUCUCCCAACUAAACAAAAUCAAAGCAUUCACAGUGACAGCUAUAGCCCAGAUUUGUAUACUGGGUCUCAUGUGGGUGUUUGGGACCUUACUGUUCCAAGAAGGCACCGUACAUACCAGGACGGUGUACGCAUAUAUCUUCACUAUUCUGAACAGCCUGCAGGGGGCGCUGAUCUUCAUCUUGCAUUGCCUGCUGUCUAAGCAGGUGAGAGAGGAGUAUGCACAUUUCCUCUCCUGCAUCUGCACACCACAGAAGAAGAGAUACUCGGACCUCACGAGUACCAAUCCCUCCAGUUCUCAGUCACAAGGCUCUAGAAGUGGGCAGCAGACCAGUGAAUCCCAAAUAUGAAGAGCUCCAUCUUUUAUUCCUCCCCAAAAUACUUUGAAUGAUUUGGAUCCCUUCAUAUAAAAAUUCAGUCGGGACUCAUUCACCCGAAUGUAAGUUUAAAGUCUGGCUUGCUGUUGUGUGAUCUCAUGGUACAUGGUUAGAGUCAUCGUCAAUCUUGUAUUUUUGAUAAACCAAAUCACCUUUUUUUUUUGUUUGUUUUUUACAUAUUCUUUUUGUUUUUUUGUGGGAAUCGAAUUACCAAUGACCCUGUUCAAAGGUCACAAAACAAAAAUGACGGGAACCAUUGCUCUAAACCAGAGAUUGUAUUUAAAGAUUGAUGAAGCACCCCCCAACUCCUCCCACUGUCCAUUAAGCCAAAAUAACUUGCUGCCAUCUUGAGCAUUGUGAGCUACAGAUAUAUAUUUAGAAUUAGGAUCAGGAGAAAGCGAGGUCCUAGGUUUGACCAAUCAUGAGUCUGUCUCAGCUGUCAAUCAUGAUUGUUCCAUCCCAUUUUUAUAGCAUCAAAUUACUAACUAAGAAAACUUACCUCAAAAAUUAACAAACGAAUAAACAACAGUGUGAUAAGAACUACCUAAAUUACCUAAACCAUUUUUGAGAAGAGAUGUAUGUGACUAGUGCUUAUUUGGUCCAUGUACCAUUCACUAACGUGGAAGAGGCAUGAUUUUUUUUUUGCCUUUAUUGCAGCCGUCCACCAGGGGGCGAUUAAGACACUUUGGUUUCACUUUUAGGGGAGCAGUCAUCCUGUCCAUCUUUACAUGAGGUUUAUCGUUAAACACACAUCUGUCCAAGGCGGGUCAGAGCCUACUGAAGCCAGUUCUUAUCGCUCAAAACCCAUUAAUCUGAAUGAAUCCUACAGUAAGUCACUUGCAAAGUGUGCCAUUUAUUCCUCAUUAAUAUUCUUAUUUCCCCCCACUGACAAUGAUGUACAUACACCAAUGGCAGAUAAAAGUGUAUUGAUAAUGACUAAAUUUCUCUUUUGGUGUGAGGUUACACUUAAAAUGUUCUCAUUGUUGCAGCAGGCAAAGAGAAGCUAAACCUCUAAAAGUGUUUAUUCAGGAACUCUGUAAGUGACAGUGAAGAUAUUUUAGUAGCUUAUCGGUUCAGCCAGAACAAAUCACUGUUAAGUGUAUUACCCAUGGGAGUGGUUAAGUGAAAGUGAUGCAGACUAUUUAUUUUUCCAAGAGCAGACUAUGAAGUCUAUGUUAUGUAGGCUGCAAGGAAAUAUGUUUAAAGCACGAGCAUACACUUUGCACUGUAUUUUAUAUAAAUGUAUGAUAUAGAUAUAUGCGCGGGGUGGGCUUUUUUGUUCAGGGGAGCUUCACAGAAUGUCUUUGUCUCCAUGUACUGUAUUGAAUAGUGUGCUGUUACAGUAAGAAACAACUGACCGAUGAUGCAAAUUACCCAUGAAGUGCCUCUGAUGGCUCCUCCUGUAAGUCCCAUGUGGGCGUCUGCAAGGUUUUAACGUCUGUUGUUACUUGCUUUGAAACAAAAUAAGUGAUUUAAAAAAAACAAACACUUAUGGCUGUUUUUGAAUAAUCUAUCUUGGCUUGCAAAUGAGCUGUGCCACUUUAUGAAGCUUCUUUUAUUCUUGAAUGUGUGACAAAGAAAUCUCGUCCAAAGUGACUGCUUUGACCAAUCACAAAAACAGACCCACCCCUGUGAUAAGCCUGCAGCUUCCUGCAAUCAUGGUGUGUUUAUGAAAGAAAAUGUUCUUAUUAUAACUAUAAGUCUGUACCUCGACACACAGUCAGAGAGUGUAAGGUCUCACAUUCCUGAAAUGAAGGGUGUGUGAAAUGGGAGUUGGACAAAUUGGAUUUAAUUGCACUUUGUCUUUGUCAAAAUAAACGUCCAGCAAAUCCUGGAGUCAUCCAGUCCCACUUAGAGAACCAGAACAGUUUACAUGUAGAAAUAAAGCUCUCAGUUUUACUAUUACUAUUUGAUAUAAAUUGAUUGGACAAUCUGAAAGACAUUGAUCGUUUUGAUAUUUUGGAUUUCAAAUCUGUCUUUUCAUGUGAUUUGUUUGUAUUGAAAUGUUUCUCCCUUUGGUUUGGAGACCCUGAUGAACGCCACGUCUGUGUAGAUUGGAUCUAAACUGUUCUUCGGUUCUAAACUGUGACUGCAAACACAGCAUCUUGGCCAAUGAAGCCGAUUAUUCAAGCAUUGCAGAAAGUAUUUCUAUGUGAAAAAGCUACUCUGCAGUCUGCAGAAUUUUUUGAAUGUAAGAUUCUUAUUGUUACAAUGUACUAUAUAUGUUGUAGUUUGGAGCUAUAUGAACCUAUUUUUCUACUUGUUUUGUUGUUCGAUGUUUGGUACUUUUUUUCUUCAAAGAAUAUGUAGCAAGAAAAUGUUAAUAAAAACCUUCCCUUCUA